This is a messenger RNA of Python bivittatus (Burmese python), 4962 nucleotides long. It is a transcript of the gene TMEM139, whose product is annotated as transmembrane protein 139. The record is from RefSeq and is a predicted model, not a curated record. Lineage: Eukaryota; Metazoa; Chordata; Lepidosauria; Squamata; Pythonidae.
GCAGUGUGUAUAUCUUUAUAGCACUCAUAAACAAUUUUAUGAAGAACAGGCUAUGUAGUUAAAGGCUGGGCCAGAGCCUCACCCUGUGGAGGGAGGUGUCUGUGAAACUUUUCUACAGAAGAAUGAGAGAUUAACCCUGAUAGGGGAAGGAGGGUAGGACAGGCUGGCUAUAUACAUAUUCACUCACUCCCUUUACGCCGCCCUUUUUCUUCACUAGCUUCCUGAUCAUUUGAGUGGCCUAGCCUGAAAGGCAGCAAAGGAAAGUGGAGAACAUUUUUAAAAGCAGAAGGAAGACAGCAUUACUUGGGAGAGAAAAUUCUGCGAAGCUGAAGCGUGAGAGCCCUGGAGUUUGCGGUUACGUCUUCCUUUCUGACUUGUAUACUGUCUGAAACAGUGCUGAAGACAGGAAGUGUGAGAAGUUGCCAGAGUUUCUUCAGCUUUGAGACACUGGCAGAGGAGCUGACUACAGCUGGCUGGGGAUGACACCGGGAGGCAAGGGCACAUGGCUGAUCCUGCCAUAGGAUCCUCACGCCUGGCAAAAAUUGCAGUUUAUGUUCCAUGAGCCACAGAUGACUCCCAAAUAGUUUCUUGUGGGCUUCUAGAAAUUGUGCAGCCGAAUUUCAGCAACAAAUAGCUGAAGAAAUAGAAUGGCAUCCAUACUCCCAGCUGCUCUGCCUCUUCCUGUCGACAAGCGUUACUCCCAUUUAUAUUGUCAUGCUGUCAGCGUCCCACUGGAGGAGCCUCCGUCAAACCUUGCUGGUGCUCUUCUCAGCCACCCUUCUCAUUGGCAUAACCAUGCUGGCCAUCUCCUCUGAAGUCAAUCCUAUUGGGGUUUUCUUCCUUGUAGCAGGAGGUCUGAGUUUGGUUGGCUACCUCAUUAGUGUGGCAGCUGAACAAUGGCUGAAGCAUCACAAUGCAGGAGAAGAGACCCAGGCAGCCCCAAGAGCACAAAGUCAAGAUGGAGACAACACAGCAUAUGAAGCACCAACAUAUGAGGAAGUGGUGGCUACUGGCUACUUGUCAGAUUCAGUGCCAACAAUUUGGACCAUUACAUCCAGUCCUGGAAUAACCCAAGGAGAACCCCCUCCAUAUAGUGUGGUUAUUGAGCCUCCUGCCCAUGGAGAGACUGUGGUGGAGGCAUUCAGUGUCUCGGUGGCACCAAGUGCACGGCGGGCCUCUGAAGCAGAUCUGCAUUCCAAGGUGCGCCUCCGACUGGUCCUACCACCAAGACUAAAACGCUUUGUCUCAGAUAUUCAUGAACUCAAAGGGAGUGAAGAGCGGCUUGAACGACUGGAGCCUCUCACCCCACCUCCUGCCUAUGAGAAUGUGACUGGUGACGAGGUCUUCGAAGGACAAUUUCAGCCUUCAAAACUUUGACUAAAAGGCUGGAGAUUGAUAAGUAGUGCCACUACUACCACGUCACUUCUCUCAAGCCCAUUAUUAGCUUGAUGUUAUAGCCUGGAUUACAUCUGAAGCCAAGUUUGUUUUCAGGGGCUGGGCUCUCUUUUUAUGAAAAAUGCAUGUGUUACAGGCAUGCAGCCGUGUUAGGGCCCCCUUCUUCCUUUGGUGUUUCUUUUGGAAGGUGGGAGAGGUAGAAAUGGUUCUUAAACAUUUCAUUCAAUGGUUAGAAAUUUCCAAAGCCGUUCAUAUGUUCUUAGCAGUGAACAGUAGCUUAGGCUGCCUAGGAACUGGAGAACAAAAGACUGGUUGGCAUACCUGGAAGAGGCAGAUUGUAGUCACAGAUUGUCCGUAAUUUGCCUCCCAACCUCCCAAAACUGCUCCUUGGAUUUAAAGGUAGGCUGAAGGAGUCUUCAGAAUGGCGCCUAUCCAAACAACUAGCUUACUCCCAAACAAAUUGAUAGAAAUGUAAAUACCACUAAUACUUAUGGAAUUUACUUUUCAUAUAAACAGAAGUCUGGAGAGAGGGAAGAACAAACCAGGAAGACAGCCAGUGAAGUAAAGAUUAAAAAAAAGCAGGAAGUUGCUUUUAAUUAUUUUUACUUAAGCUUCACUGAUAAACUAGUCUAGCUUUUAAAAGAUCUUCGUGGGAAGAUUAAAAACAGCUUAUAAAGUACAAUACACUGGUGAUGAUUCACCUUAAAACUUGUUUCUCUUAUUUUCUGUGUCAUACUUGUCAUGAUAAGUGUUAUCAUUCACAUUAUUCUGCAUUUUUCUAUCAUGAGUAGGCAUUUUAUCCAAAUGUUUAUUUCAACAUUUCCAUUAUUUCUGAAUGGAAGCUAACUAUAACAACCAACAACCUCCUCCUUAACAUCAAGUAGGGGCAAGCAGGAGCAAGUAGGGGCUCUGUAAUACAAAGAACAGUGCCCUGAGAAUACUAUAUAAGUUGGGGCUGUCCCAUUCUCUUCUUUCUUGGAAUUUGGCCUGCUUUAUGUGAAUCACAACAUGUAUAUGCGGAGUAUUCCUUGUUAUGCAAGAUAAUAAAUAUGGAUCUCUCUCAGAACCUUAGAAUCUCUCACGGUGAUAAGAAAAUAAGCUUUUAUAUACAGCAGUUCAUACAAGCCAGUGCAAUAUAGAUUUAAACUAAUUUAAUUAAAAUUGGGAAAUGAUUUACUGUAUCAGAUCUGUCUUUGGUGAAGGGUGCCAGUAAAUCAGAAGUCGCUAAUUUUACCUGUAAUAGACAUAACAUAGUAACUGCUCUGAAUAAGUAUGAAAUAAAGUUUUGAUGGCGAAUUUAGAAUCCAAAUAAAGCUAAGAGUGCCACUUUAAGAUUUUUUAAUAGAACAGUUUGAAUAAUUUCCAGAUAUGUUCAAGAGGUUCAUGUCUGAAAAUUAGCCAUCAGCUGCUUAAAAGCAGCAGUAACUGACCAAUAUAUGUUCUUUUUAUUGCUGACAUAUUAAUUGUUAAGGUGCAGAAGGAAGAAUUUGUAAAAAUGUUUUUAAAAUAUGCAAAAUUGUAAAAUAGAGUAUACAAAGUACAAACAUAUUUACUAGCUUCCUGGAUUUUAAAAGCAUAAGCCCAGUGCCCCCAAGGAAUGCUAUAACAAAAUAAAACACUUGAUCACAGAAAGUCUAUGGACUGAUCUCUUGCAUCCAGAAUAACAAACUGCUGGAAGAUGCUAGCUGAGUAAGUCUUUUUUUUUCAAGCAAUGCACUUUUAGGAAUCCCUGGGAACAAACCAUCUAUAUGAUACCUGUGUCUGUUAGGCUGAGGGAGGUCAGAAAAGAAUAGGGUACUGGAAAUGAAAUGGAGAACAGAACAGUUCUUUUAAAAGAUAGUCCUUUCAAACACACUGAUGUUUGAAGAUGAAAAGGGUUCAGCCCUAAUCUUCUGGUUUGAAUGGACUGUUCAUGAGUUUCAUGUACCUCAUAGCACCCUCCUGACCAUGCCAAAUUCCAGUGGCAAAAUGGAUGACUUUAACGGCAUACUCUGGGGGGCAUUUGAGGGAUAUUUAAAGAACAGUGAUAGAAGUGUUUUGCCUUCCAGGUCUCUUCCUUCCAUUUCCAACCAAAAACUCCUCUGGAAACAGGCCCCAAAAUACAGUCCUGCUCCUUCUGGUAGUUGGCUUCCUGCAGCCUUGUGGAAGUUUGUGAGGCUGAUUUCUGUCUCCCAACCUCCCAGAGUUGCUCCUUGGAUUUAAUGGUAGGCUGAAGGAGUCUUCAGAAUGAUGCCUAUCCAAACAACUAGCUUACUCCCAAACAAAUUGAUAGAAAAGUAAAUACCACUAAUAUGUAUGGAAUUUACUUCUGUGUGCCUUUGCUUAGUGUUGCUGCUAACAGUUUUAAAGCACUGCUGAACAUACACAUGCACUGAACAAAUGCAUUCUCCGUCAACUCUUCAUAGAGUUUUUGUGGGCAAAACCAUGUUUGCUUGCAUGAGUUUAACUGGAUCAGUGGGCAGUUUCAGCUCAUUUCAUAUGAAUAUAAGAAGUCUUUUGCUGAACCAGUUAAAAGCCAAUCCAUGCAAGUAUUCAGUUUUUGGUAGUGGCCAACUUGAUAUUUUUGGAAACUCAGAAGAUGGGCAUUGUAUUUUUGGUAUACAAGGCUGCAGUCAAUGUUUUUCAGGCAUGAGAUCUAUUGGGAUGAUGCAUUCCAUCAUAAUCUCGUUACUCAAAUUCAUUUUAUGAAUGCUACUUAUUGUCUACUCAUGUUGUAGAUGCCGAAGAGAGCUUUAUGGAAUACAUUGAAAAGAGUUUCAUAUACUACAGCAACUGCAAAGUACAAUCUUACUGGUAAAAAAAUCCCAAGUAUUUUCAUUGUUGUUGUCCUUGAGUGAUGGCCAACCAGCAACAAAGUGGAUGGACUCAGUUAGAGUGGUGAUGAGUACACGACUGGAAGAUCCGAAAGACUAGAUUAGGGACAGAUUGUCAUGGAGAAAUCUAUCUAUAUGGUUGCUAAGAGUCAACAACAAUGUGAUGGCACAGAAUCAAUCAAUUAAUCAAUCAAUCACUGAUCAUUUAGGUCAGAUAGAUAUCCUUAUCAAGUGAAGAAAGCAUCUAUCAGUAAAAGGUGAGUUGGUCUUCCAGAAAUAGUUGAGUUGUCUUUGGUGGUUUGUACAACCAGUGAGCAGCACUUACCAAAUGAUCAGAAUGAUAAAAAAGCUGCUAUUGGGAGCAAAACUAAUUUUUAUUUAAAUUUAAUCCAAUUAAAGCACAUUUUAUCACUGAAUAGUGGUAGUAGACAGCUGCAUUCAUAGAAUGGAAGGCUGACAGUCCCAGCCUCCUCUCCCAGAAUUCCUCUGGGUGUUCACACCCUGGCCCCAUCUUCUGCUUUGGGGUAGCAGCUUGGUAGUUCUGCUGCAUCAUUCACCUUCCGGGGACACCUCUCUGGUAUCCACCCCAAACUUUGGUGUGUGUCUGAGACAGAGCUGUCACAACCUGUGCUGGCUUUGGGGCCAUUAAAAAGUAAAAAGGCAAAAAGUGAAAUAAUUUCAACAGUGCCACCUCCUGGCCUAUCUCCUGAAUUUGACAAAGCAUCGAGCUGAUACAGUGCAUCAAAUGUGGAAA